AAAAAAUGACUAAACUGAAGUUCUUGGUGGUUAUUCUGUCUGCAGCCCUGGCUGGACUUGCCUACUAUCUUUAUACACCCAUGCCAGCAGAAGCAGAAGAGCCAUACCAGCAGAUGGCGUUUCUAGCAAAAUUCAAACUUAUUGUGGGUUUUGUUUCUCUUUUGGAUAUGAUUGGAAUUGAUGGUGUCUCAACUUUUAGAAAACUCAGGUCCGUCAAACCAGUUAUUGACCCAAACGACACCGUUACAUCUGUAGACGACACAUUUGAUGGAGUUAAUGUACGAGUAUAUAGCCCCAAAAAUCUGCCGAGAGACCAACUGCUGCCUGGACUUGUGUUCUACCAUGGUGGUGGAUGGGUGUUUGGAUCCAGAGAUUCCCAUGACCCAAUGAUGAGAAGAUUCGUGAGAAAGAAACAGAUGGUGGUGGUGUCUGUGGAAUAUCGCCUGGCUCCGGAAUUUCCUUUUCCCGUUCCCAUUGAUGACUGUGUAAGAGCAACAAGUUACUUCCUACGUCACCCUAGUAAAUAUAAAACCGAUCCGAAUAGGAUUGGUGUCAUGGGUGACAGUGCUGGAGGUAAUUUGGCUGCUGCAGUGGCACUCAGAAUGUUGGGGCCUAAUUUUACCGACCACCCAAAGAUAAAAGUUCAAGUUCUCAUUUACCCUGCGCUUCAGGCCUUUCAGUUUUCAACUCCGUCCUAUAUUAAAUAUGCAGGAACCUCCGUCCCUAGCAUAAUCAAUUCCGAAAGAAUGGUGGAAUACUGGUUAAGAUACGCUUUUGGGCACCAAUUUUUAACAGUAAAUCAUUUUGAUUUGUUAGCUGGAAAGCAUCUUACAUCUGACUGGCUUGACUCGAAGGAAGCUAAGAAUGUUGAUAUUCAAAAUUUACCUCAAAAGCUACAAGUAGGUGAUUUUAGUGCAACUUCAAAUACAGACAAAAACGUAACUUUAGCAAACUUUAUAAAGCCUGUGUUUCUUAACCCCUCUUUCGCCCCUUUGAUGGCAGACGAUCGGAGUGUAAGUCAACUACCAAGUACAUAUAUACUGACAGCAGAGUUUGACCCACUACGUGACGAUGGUUUUUAUAUGACAAAGCGAUUACAAGCGAUGAAGAAAAAAGUAGAACAUAGGCAUUUCAUUGGAAUGGAUCAUGGGUUCCUAUCUAUACAGAACUAUAAAAACGGUUUAAAAGCUGUUGAGGAAAUCUGUGAAUAUUUGAAUAAAGAAUUAUAACGUCAU
Saccostrea cuccullata (small rock oyster) is the source of this 1235-nucleotide messenger RNA. Its product is annotated as arylacetamide deacetylase-like. Lineage: Eukaryota; Metazoa; Mollusca; Bivalvia; Ostreida; Ostreidae. Gene Ontology annotation, molecular function: carboxylic ester hydrolase activity. Bases 6 to 1229 code for a protein of 407 amino acids. The transcript has 6 exons. The record is from RefSeq and is a predicted model, not a curated record. Gene Ontology annotation, cellular component: membrane.